CUCCGAGGAAGCAUCUUCCCCUUCUCAACGCCAAGAGAUCCUGGAGGGUGGGCGGCGGAAGCGACGCCCUGCAUUGAGGAGUGGGGUGUAUGUUAGGAGGAGGAUGGGAGGUCAGAGAUUAUGAAGAACCAAGAAAGCUGGAGUGACACUUGAAACUCGUCUUCUUGGAUGGAAACUAGUUGAGAUAGCAUGAUGGAUAAUCGUUUUGCCACUGCUUUGGUGAUUGCCUGUGUGCUCAGCCUUAUCUCCACCAUCUACAUGGCAGCCUCAAUUGGCACAGACUUCUGGUAUGAGUACCGCAAUCCAUCACCUCCUGAAAAUAACAGUGAACCUAACAAGGCUUCUUGGGAAGAAUUCAGUUCUGAAGAUGCAGAUGAAAAGACAUACAUGGAUGCGCUUUUUCAGUGGAACGGCACCAUUGGGCUAUGGAGGAGGUGCAUCACAACGACUGAAAACUCUUACUGGUACAAUUCUCCAGGUGAGACAGUGACAAAGUGCAUCAGUUUUUCCCUUUCAGACCAGUUCAUGGAAAAGUACAAGGAACCUGGGAAUCAUAACAGUGGCAGUGACCUGAACCGUACCUACUUGUGGCGUUUACAGUUCCUCCUGCCCUUUGUCAGCCUUGGCCUGAUGUGUUUUGGGGCUCUUAUUGGCCUUUGUGCUUGUGCUUGUCGCAGUCUCUAUCCUGCCAUUGCCACUGGAGUCCUCCACUUCCUAGCAGGUUUGUGCACGCUCGGUUCCGUCGGCUGCUACGUUGCUGGAAUUGAGCUGCUCCACCAGAAGCUUUCCCCUCCUGAGGGUGUGCAAGGCCAGUUUGGCUGGUCCUUCUGUCUAGCCUGUGUCUCUGCCCCUUUGCAGUUCAUGGCUGCUGCCCUCUUCAUCUGGGCUGCACGUACUAACAGGAAGGAAUUUACACUAUUAAAAGCAUACCGUGUAGCAUAACAAGAUAUUUUAAAUUGCUGCUCAAGCCUCUGAUUUUCCUGUCCCCUGCCCCCCCCCCAACUUCCUUUUAAUUAGAAGGGUAUCUGUUUUACAGAGUGCAUGUUUCUUGCCAAUGGAAAUCAAGUGGUCUGCAGCUGUUCAAGUUAAAAGACUUUUGGAGGCCAAAUGACCAGGAACAGCUUUUUCUCGCUAGAUAUCAGAAACAUUUUAAUAAGUGUUUAAACCUUUUUUUAAAACCCUUAAAAUUUCAGUUUGUCUUACCUUAAGAUACUGGAUUUUUUUCUCGUAUAAAGCUGAUUCUCAAAAAAGAGAGCAAGAACAGCAUAAGAGAAGGAGAAAGAAAAUGUGAUUAUAUGAACUUUGGCAGUAUAUAUAUUGUGACUCUUUAGGGAAUGAAUCAAUGCAGCCUUCUUCAUAGAUUUAGCUACUAUGGUAUUUCCAUAUAGUUUAAGAUUAUGUUGUUGUUUAUAACUAUGUUCCCUCCUCUAUGCUAUAUCCCUUUAAACUUUUGGUAUCCUGGUUUGUUGCAAAAAGGCCACUAACCAGCCAUCGGCUUCUUAAUUCCUGUGAACUGACAUCAGGAUUGUUUUUAUACAUAUAGAAGGAAUACCCACUACACUGUUUAAUUUCUAAUUUGAUUACUCUGUAUACACACACACACACACACACACACAUGUAUACAACUGACUUUUAAAACCCUUAUUUAUUUAUGCAGUGCACUAUGUGACUUGGUGUUUUUUUUUGUAUAAGUAUUAUUCCUUGUCACUUGGACUAAAAACAUUUGUUAAAAAAUAAACCCGAGAAAAGGCUCAUUACUUUUA
Eublepharis macularius is the source of this 1763-nucleotide messenger RNA. It is a transcript of the gene CLDND1, whose product is annotated as claudin domain containing 1. The transcript has 6 exons. The coding region runs from base 190 to 942 and encodes 250 amino acids. The record is from RefSeq and is a predicted model, not a curated record. Lineage: Eukaryota; Metazoa; Chordata; Lepidosauria; Squamata; Eublepharidae. Gene Ontology annotation, cellular component: membrane.